AUGGCGCUCAACACGGUCCCAGAAGAGAUCCUAGCCCUAAUCCUUCAAAACUGCUCCUCCUUCUCCGAACUCCACGCCCUGAUCCUCACAUCAAAGACCCUCUACACCGUUUGGCGAAACAACCAACGGACAAUUCUCUGGCACGUCGGCCAGUCGGCCAUACCCGGAUUCAGCGACGCCCUUAUCGCGGUUCGCGCAACAGACCUAGCUAAAGCGUCCGUCCUCCGCGGCGAGCUCCCACCAACGCCCUUCCCAAUCAAAACGCUAAGCGGCGACGACGUAAAGCCGACCCUAUCUGAAACACAACGGGUUCUGUCCUUUGCCUGCAUAGCCAGGUACCUCGAAACGCGCACGCGCAGUGCCAAAGACAAAAGGAAAGACUUCCUCCCGCACAGGUGGUAUUUUGAUAGCCUUGCCUGGUCACAACAAAUAUGGGAUCUCUGGCGUGAGGGAUACCAUAGAGCGGUAUAUCGCUAUUUUACUGCGGGUGCAGUCCUAUGUCGAGCUUACUAUGAGCCGCUUGUCUGUGAGAAGAGGCCAGCGGGCUUUCUUUCUUCUCUGCUCUCGAUAUUAGAGGGGAAGCUGCCUCGCAGCGCUAACAGUAGAGACUCAUUUCCGGGGUGGUUCAAUGAGGAGGAGAAGAGGUAUAUAUCCAAGAUCCCGUUGUAUGAUAGCCAGAGAUAUGAAGAGUGGGAAGAAGCGUUCAAGCCGCUCGAAAUGAUCUUCUUGCAGGAGAGCAGGAAGCACUCGAUCCCUUUCUCAUCAGACCGAGAAAAGCGACCAGCACCACACUCGCCAGAGGCAGAGAAUUCAGAUCGUUCUCUGUGCCGCACAUUCGGCACCCAGUCCAAGAACCUGCACUCCCUCGACAAUACCCAUCAUCAAACACUCUUUGCCCACCUCCUCCACUUCCUCUACUUAGUCGACGGCGAUAUUCGCUACUUCAUCUCCUUGCCCGGCGACACGCCAGCCGAAAGCCUUGACGACCCAAUAGCCCACUCUGUUCCGGGUGUGUUUCUCUUCGGCUCAUUCACGCUCAUGGAUAUCAACAUCCGACGGAAAGCAGAGGGUUCAUGCGUGGCCUACGCAAAUACCGUCCUGCCGAAACUCACUAGCGAGAUUAUCCUCUCCACACCAAAUCCCCAUGCGAAAACGUACCUUGGUCUUCCGAACAUGCACAACUAUCUCAAGAAGAUCUGGGACAUUUCCGGGAUCCCAAACUGCUACGAUCAGAACCCUGUGCGCAAGACGCUUCCACUGGUGAGCUUCUUUGUGGAGUACAUGCUGCGGCGGUUCUUUGGGUUAAGGUUCUCGAGUAGGAUGUUUGAUGCAACCCUCGAGGUGAGGUGUGCGUGGUGUGCAUUUCAUCAGUUCGGGGGUGUCUUCACAGGGUCAACGCCCGGUCAGGAGAGAUACGUAGGCAGGGAUCUGUUAGAAAGUGUCGAAGACGAGCGGCCAGUUGUCGUGUUUGAUGAGUACGCGUGGUACUAUUAA
Messenger RNA from Aspergillus nidulans FGSC A4, 1494 nucleotides. RefSeq lists its product as uncharacterized. The record is from RefSeq and is a predicted model, not a curated record. Lineage: Eukaryota; Fungi; Ascomycota; Eurotiomycetes; Eurotiales; Aspergillaceae. Bases 1 to 1494 code for a protein of 497 amino acids. The transcript has 2 exons.